Molecule: messenger RNA, 225 nt
Organism: [Torrubiella] hemipterigena
Lineage: Eukaryota; Fungi; Ascomycota; Sordariomycetes; Hypocreales; Clavicipitaceae
Source: the annotation of a GenBank genome assembly
AUGCUGGCCGCCAUAGCAAGUGUAACGUAUCCUCCACGUACUACAGGUCCCAAGAGCCCCCUCAUUGUAAACCAGACUGCUGCCUACUUUCUCCUCUUGAAACCGCCCGUCGAAGAAAACGGGCCGCUGAAUAGCAUCUUGAAAGAGGCUGGAUCUCGUACCCGGUCCGCUGGUAUGCACGGAUACUCGCAUAUCCCGACUAUUUGUCGGAGAGACUGUAAUUGA